Messenger RNA from Leptopilina boulardi, 681 nucleotides. RefSeq lists its product as uncharacterized. The transcript has 2 exons. The coding region runs from base 1 to 681 and encodes 226 amino acids. NCBI's taxonomy places the organism in Eukaryota, Metazoa, Arthropoda, Insecta, Hymenoptera, Figitidae. The record is from RefSeq and is a predicted model, not a curated record.
AUGGUUCAGUGUGUCUAUCGUAUGGUCCUGUUGCCAAGGUUUCUGCAUGCAUCAGUUGUUUGGUGGAUUAGAAGCCAGUUGAAAACGGUGAAAUUGAAACUUGAACAACUGCAAGCAAUGGUGUUUAGAGGGGUUACUGGAGCUAUGAGAACCACGCCAACUUCUGCGUUAGGACACUCGGUAAUCAGAGGAAAUGAAGAAGCAGAUACCUUAGCCCGUAGAGGGUCUGAGAUGACUUUGAUAGGCCCGGAGCCGGCGGUAGGCAUUAUGCCAGGUGCUGUGAAAGGGGCCAUUCAAAGAUGGUCUAGGAUAUGUCACGAGAGAGAGUGGGCGGAGACUACUGUAGGUAGACAGGCCAUGGCUCUGUUGGGAUUAAAACUCAACAGGGGCUUUGCCGAGUCCCUUCUAAAACUCAACAAGAUCAGAGUUAGAGCAGUGGUCAGGCUGCUCACGGGACGUGGCCUCCUGAACUACCAUCAGCACAAAAUAGGUAGAAACGUUUCACCUAGAUGCAGAUUGUGUGACGCGGAAGAGGAAUCUUCUACUCAUAUUUUAUGUCACUGUCCAGCUUACGCUGCAUCGAGACAUCAAUGCUGGGGCCAUGCCUUUGUAGACCCAGAUAGGAUUCGCGACCUCUCGGUAGAAGAGUUACUGGACUUUUGGAAUAAGACAGGACUCUAA